This is a messenger RNA of Cercocebus atys (sooty mangabey), 2301 nucleotides long. RefSeq lists its product as uncharacterized. The transcript has a single exon. NCBI's taxonomy places the organism in Eukaryota, Metazoa, Chordata, Mammalia, Primates, Cercopithecidae. The record is from RefSeq and is a predicted model, not a curated record. The coding region runs from base 1815 to 2291 and encodes 158 amino acids.
AAAAAUAUAUACAAUAAAAAGAGUCCAUCAGUCCCUGGGCAGGUUUUGGCCACAUAUUUACUCUGGGCCUCUCUCCCUCUGCUGCCUGCAACUAAGUGCCGGGACAUGGAGCAUAAUAGGCCCCAGCCUCUGUCUUUAGGAGGUCAUGGCUUAGUGACCUGGGUGCAGCGGAGCUUAUUGGGAGCUGAGCUGGUCACGGAAGGCUUCGUGGAGAAUGGGCCUCAAUGAUGUAAAGAGCCAAUGAACAGAUAGUGUACCUAAAAAUUAAAAUAAAUAAGUAAAUAAAGAGGCAGGAAGGGUACACUGCAUCCAGGAUGACAGCGAAAGUCUCAAACGCUGGUUCCAGAGCUCACGCCCAUAUGCCCUGUGCUCUGUGAUUGGUGUGUAGCAGGCACUAUAUAUAAUGUAUCUCAUUUAAUCCUCUUAAGAAACCUAAGGGACAUGUAUUAAUGCCCCCAUUUUGCAGGUAAGAAAACUGAGUCUGAGAAGUCAAAUGACUUACACAAAGUCACGCAGUUUAAGCAGUAAAGCAAAGAUUCAAAUCCAGAUCUGACUGUCCCCGGUGCCACCUCCAUAGAGGUGACUUUGUGCUUUUAGGGAGGAUGGCCAAGGUGUGCCAGGAUGGCACAGUGGGGACAUAGCUCAUGGCCAAUCUCAUUGCCACCGGCCCAGCAGAAAAGGAAAAACAACUUCACAAUGCCAGGCCCUGCCAUCCUGUCACUAGCAAACAGCACCCCAUCUCCUCACCCUGUGGGUUGCCUAAAUGCCCCAUCAACCUCCCUGUUCCCUCCCCGUCCCAGACCGUGGGAGUUAAAACAAACACUCCCCAGGGUUGAUUGUCAGUGGGAACCACUCACUGUCUCCCCAACCCAAGGAACGGAAACAAAGUGAGCAGGCAGAUGCUAGGUGAGGCCACACCACGAGGGGCCAGCCCCAGACACCAGAAUCUAACCAGAUAGUUGGCUUAGGGUUAAGGGCCUUUUAAAGUUUCACAGUAGAAAGGAUGUCAGGGGUCUCAAUUCCAAGCCCUGCCUAGGAAGGAAGCCCCCCUGCAGCCUCCUGAUGGCCUGAUGGUGUCUGGUGCCUGACUGUACAUACCCCCACUCCCACACCAGAUAUGUGACUCACUUCCAACACUGUGAAUUGCUUAGCCCAAAGGGCAUCUGACUUCACACUGAGCUGAGCCUAUCCUGUGUCCCUGGACCCGCCCAUUGGCCCCUGCUCUGCAUUGAGGAUCCACAGAGCCCACCUGCCCUCAGACCUGCCACAGCCCUUCAAAGGGCAAGAGGCACAACCAUGACCCUCAGGCUAGCUCUUGAUUCCAGGCCAGAGACCCAGUCCUUUCAAUUAUGUUUUACAGACCACAGUGUGGGAACCCACCCUCAUCCCUGCCACCUUCUCUCCAAUUUUUCUGUAACUUGGGAGCAUGCAGUGGCAGGCUUGUGCCAAAGGACCCAGCCCCAUCUCAUCUCUCCCCAUCUCAUCUCAUGCUUGUUGCCUGCCGCUAUGAUAUAGUCCCUGGGCCUUUGGAGUUUCUUCCAUAUCCUGGUCCUUGGCAUCUGGGCUGGGGGGUCCAUGGACAGUGCUGGACAUUUCCUGAUUCCUGGAACUCAGUCCCAGGAUCAGGGUUUUCUGUUCCCCUUGGCAGGAAUCCCACACUGAUUCCCAUAAAGCAGGGCCAGUUCUUGGUCUUCUUAAAGGCGGUGUUGGCCUAGCAGAGGCCUUGCUGGUUGCAUCUGUUCUUUCUGGCCAGAGACCUUGGUGGGUAACAGCUGGUGCAGCCUCACAGCCCAUGUGCUCAGGGCCUCAGAGCCAUGUGUGGUGCCAGUGGCCAGCUCCCCAUGAGAUGCAAACAUCAGGGGAUCCAGCUAAUACCUCAUUCCCCCUUGAGGCCUGGCCUAGACUGGGUGUGGUGUGUGUGUGUAUGUGUGUGUACUUGUUCAUCUGUCCAACCAACCAUCCAUCCAUCCAUCCAUCCAUCCAUCCAUCCAUCCAUCCAUCCAGGGAUUCAUUCAUUCUACAUGCCUAAUGUGGGCCAGGCUCAAGAGACCCAGAGAGGAGAGCCCUCUGGGAGUCCCCAGUCUGGUAAAGGAAGCAGGAGUAGGCACAGUGAGAGCACAUUAGAAACAGGCACAAUCACAGAUGGAAGCCAGGUGCUGUGGGUGCCCCAAGGAGGAAUUGCCUCGGGUGGAUUAGGGAAGCCUUCCCAGGUAAGGCUUGUAGCACAGGUAGGAGUUCAUUUGGUGCCAAUAGUAGAAGUAGUGGCCAGGUACAGUGGCUCACGCCUGUAAUCCCAGCUUG